Knipowitschia caucasica is the source of this 792-nucleotide messenger RNA. Lineage: Eukaryota; Metazoa; Chordata; Actinopteri; Gobiiformes; Gobiidae. The record is from the annotation of a GenBank genome assembly.
AUGUUCCUUGUGCUCUUCAUCGUCCUGAUCCUGGGUUUUCACGGCCGGGCCUCAAAGAUUACUGGACAUGGGAGCACAUUCGCAGACUAUGGCGGCGAGGCUCACUAUAAAUGCAAACUGGAAGACCCCAAAGAUGUGCUCCAAGUCACAUGGCAGCGGCUUUACAAGGACAACUCCAUAGAGAACCUGGCCACCUAUAGCAAGCGCUUUGGGGAGCAGGUGAACGACCCGUACAAGGGGAAAAUCGCGUUCACGGAGACGUCGCUGCAGUUUUCAUCCAUAACUGUGAGAAAUGUGACGUGGGAGGACGAAGGCUGCUACUUAUGCUCGUUUAAUGCCUAUCCCGGAGGCUCAAAAAGACACAAAACUUGCCUCAAAGUGGAAGGGGUUUCUAAUGUGCAAACACUGGUGCACAAGCCGCAUGGAGGAUCUGAAAACACAGCCAUAUUCAGCUGUUCUGUCACUGGGAAACCGGCGCCUGAAAUAAAGUGGGACUAUUCAGCUCCAGUCACGGUCCUGGAGCAGUCCCAGACAUCAGCGGUGGGGAAUGAGGAUCUCACCAUAACCAGCUAUAGUAAUCUCACUCUGCAGCUGUCUCCAAACUGGGAGGGAAAAAUAGACUGUGUCAUCAACUCCAAGAAAGGAGAAAGGAGAGAGAGCGUUGUUAGGUAUGAGAAGAAGAAAGAUGACAUAGAAAAAGAGCGCACCGCCUCAUCCACAAAUAUUAUUAUUAUUUCUACUACUACUACUGCAUUACUCUUCUUUGCAUCUCAGCUGUUAUUCUUUGGUUAA